This is a messenger RNA of Drosophila teissieri, 3774 nucleotides long. RefSeq lists its product as uncharacterized. Gene Ontology annotation, cellular component: extracellular region. The record is from RefSeq and is a predicted model, not a curated record. Lineage: Eukaryota; Metazoa; Arthropoda; Insecta; Diptera; Drosophilidae. Gene Ontology annotation, molecular function: chitin binding. The coding region runs from base 230 to 3583 and encodes 1117 amino acids. The transcript has 3 exons.
AAAUUGUGGGCCAUUGUUUCGGGCCAUUACAACUGGCAUUGGCAUUGACAUUGACAUUCCCCUCCUGGGUGGCUCCCGUCCCAUCCGACGCACUGCACCAGGAACAUAUGUAAGUUCUUUGAGAUAAAGUCAUCACUCUAUCUUAUCAAUGGUUACAAUAGUGCUAAUGGAGCUGCAAUAUAAAAGCUGGAGUUGCAAAGCGCAACUCUCAUUGUAGGAAUAUAAGGAAAUGGAGUUGCAACUAGGUCGGAAGUAUUACAAAGAGUUCUGUAUUUUGGCAUGGAUAUGUCUGAUGCGUCCAUCUUUUGGAUCCAUUAUCAAGGACUCUGUGAAAUGUACCGAGGGUUCGGUAGCCGCGGACACGGAUGACUGUGCCAGUUAUUUUCAGUGUAUCGACGAUGAAACUGUACACUUGAAUUGUGCCAAUGGAAGUUAUUUUGAAGCGACUAAUGAAAUCUGCGUGGUGGACGAGUUUGGUGUGUGCCCUACAUCGCGAAGAUUAUGUUUCGAUGGAGACAUCUUUGAGGAUCUAAAUGAUUGUCUGUCCUACGUUAAGUGCAUUCGUGGAGAUCUGGUGAAGCAAAGGUGUCCUACCGGAAGCUACUUCAAUGUAAUAUCGAAAAGCUGCCGCCUGUCUCGAACUGGAUACUGUGCAUCCCAAAGAGAAAUAUGUUUGGAGGGAGAACUACAAGUGGACUCCGAGGAUUGUGCCGGCUACCUGGAGUGCUUGAACGGCGACCUUGUCAAGUUGAAGUGUCCUGUUGGUAGCUACUUUGAGCCCAUAUUCAAACUCUGUCAGGCGGAUGAGAAUGGUGUGUGUUCGUCUGCCUCAAAUGAGUGUACAGAUGGAGAAGUUCAGGUGGAUCCAACUAACUGCGCUGGUUACUUCAAUUGCGAAAAUGGAAAACUAGAAACUAAAACAUGUCCCACUGGCACAUACUUUGAGCCCACAUAUAAAACAUGCACUGUUGACUUAAAAGGAGUGUGUGUGGAUCCACCAGCUGAGUGCACCGAAGGACGACUAGAAAUAGAUCCUAAUAACUGUGCCGGAUAUCUGAAAUGCAUCGAUGGAGAGUUUGUGGAGGAGCAGUGUCCAAGUGGUAGCUACUACGACUUCAGGCUGGAAACGUGUUCCGUGGACAGUGAGGGUGUUUGUGUUACAGUGAGACAACUUUGUGUGGAAGGACUGCGCGAAAAGGAUCCGAAGGAUUGCGCUGCUUACACACAAUGCAUUGGAGGUGAGGUCAAAAGCCUUAGGUGUGAUUCUGGUAAAUAUUUCAAUGUGACGCAGGGAGAAUGCCUCACCGAUUUGUAUGCAGUGUGUCUAAAAUCAGGGAAAGAAUAUUACAGUACUGAGCAUCAUCAAUAUACUGAAAGUACUACUGCGAAUUCAAAUCAGCAAACCGGGAGUACUGAUCCUGAUUUCCAAUCUACUGAUUCUUCUCGGCAAGAGCGUUCUUUCCAAGACUCCUGUAUCUUUGACUUGAAUGGAGCUUGUGUGGAGCCAACUAGCUUUAAUUCUAAAGUUGGAUAUGACAAGGAUUUAGCACAGAUACAGUAUUCCGAGAGUACUAGUGGUGACUUGCAGGAUAAUACGAACUCGGAUAGCACAAUUGCGGAUUUGAAUAACGAAAGUUCAAAUGCUGAUUUCAAAGGAUAUACAGAUUCGAACCCAAGUACGAACGAUGUUCCUCCAAGCACUGAGAGUCCUACCUCCGAUUGGCAAACAACUGAUCUAGAUUUGCAGUUCACCACUUUGAAACAUAUUCAAUAUACUGAAAGUACUGCUGCCCAUUCAGAUCAGCAAACCGAGAGUACUGAAGCGGAUUUCCAAUCUACUGACUCUGCUCUGCUAGAGCUAACAUCCCAAGACUCCUGUAUCUUUGACUUGAAUGGAGCUUGUGUGGGGCAAUCCACAAGCUGCACAGAAGGCAAGAAGCAACGAGAUAUCAACAAUUGUGCAGGAUACCUCAAAUGCAUCGAUGGAAAAUUUGUAGAGGUGGAGUGUCCCGAUAAGACCUACUAUGAUUCCCAUUUGGAAACCUGUUUAGUGAACAAUGGACAAUGUGACACAAAUACUGUUAUUUGCAUUGAAGGAAUUAUAGAAGAAGAUCUGAAAGAUUGCGCAGGAUACACUCAAUGUAUUCGAGGUAAGAUCGAACCACUCAAGUGCGAAUUUGGAAGUUAUUUCAAUGUGACCCAAGGAGAGUGCCUCAUUGAUGUGGAUGAAGUCUGCGAUAGAUCAGGAGUUGAAUAUGACAUGGAUUUUGAACAGUUUUCGUUUUCAGAGAGUACUAUUGGUGAUCUGCAGGAAAGUACGAGUACGGAUAGCACAAUAGCGGAUUUAAAUACAGAUAGUUCAAUUGCUGAUUUCAAAGGAUAUACAGAUUGGAAUCCAAAUACAGAAAGUACUACAAACGACGUUCCUCUAAGCACGGAGAUUUCUACUUCGGAUUGGCAAACAACUGAUCUAGAUCUGCAGUUUACAACUGUAGAUAGAGCCUACAAUCUGGAAAACAUAACCGUCACUUGUGUCUUUAAUAAUAAAUCGUUUAUCGAAGGGAUUCGAGAGGUGGAUCCCCAGGAUUGCGCUGGAUACAUUGAAUGCUUUGGAGGUGAGGCUAAGAACCUUAAGUGUGAUUCCGGCAAAUACUUCAAUACAACCCAAAGAGAGUGCUCCAUUGAUGUGGAUGAGGUCUGUUUCAAGUCUAAUGUAACAACUGUUGUCGACUUGCAAACUACUACUGAGUCUACUCCAAAUUUCACCACUACUAUUGACCCAAUUGCCCAAUGCAGGGAUGGUCAGCUUAGGUUAGAUCCUAACAACUGUGCGGGAUUCCUGAAGUGUGUCGAUGGAGAACUGAAGGAGGAAAUGUGUCCCAGUGGCUUCUUUUAUGAUGCCACAACGAGCAAAUGUAUGGUGGAUAUUCGAGCUACGUGUGUCACUAAUAUCAAAUUUUGCAUAGAAGGAGUCCGCGAAGAAGAUCCCAACAAUUGCGCUGGUUACAGACAAUGCAUUCGAGGCUCUGUCCAAAAUCUGAAAUGUCCCAUUGGACAAUACUUCAAUGUAGCAGAGAGAGAUUGCCUCUAUGAUGUGCAUAAAGUGUGUGCACUGACUGAAGAGGAUCAUAACCCAGUUGAUGUGCUUCACAAUGUCACUGCUCCGCCGAUUACUAAACCGGAUCAGUCCUGCAUCCUGGACAUCAAUGGGGUUUGCGUUGAUCCACUUGCAAAAUGCACAGAAGGACAGGUUAAAUUAGAUCCCAAUAACUGCGCAGGAUACCUCAAAUGUUAUAAUGGUGAACUGAUUGUGGAACUCUGUCCAGAUGGCUUCUACUACGAUCUGCAAUUGAAGAUGUGCUUGGUGGACAGGAGAGGAAUUUGCGUCACAAAUAUACAAAUUUGCGAUGAAGGAGCACUGGAAGAGGAUCCCUACGACUGUGCUGGAUACAGGCAAUGCAUUGGAGGUCAGGUCGCCAAUCUGAAAUGUCCGUUUGGAAGCUAUUUCAAUGUGCCCCUGAGAGAUUGCCUUGUUGAUGUGGAUGAAAUCUGUGUAAGGACAGAAUACAAGUAUUUCGAAUAAUAACGUGCAAUUGAUUAUGUUCUUGAAUGUUAUACGAUAAGACAAACAUAUUUAAAUCUAAAAACAAAACAAAAGAAAAGAAACAGUAAUUGCUUUAAUCAGGGUAGCGACUUUACCAACCUGAUUACUUCGUAUAAUUUAGUCGAUCGAUUUCGCAUGAGUAAUAAAUAUGCAGGCAUGAUAAGUUCCAA